Molecule: messenger RNA, 975 nt
Organism: Exserohilum turcica Et28A
Lineage: Eukaryota; Fungi; Ascomycota; Dothideomycetes; Pleosporales; Pleosporaceae
Exons: 4
Coding region: 1-975 (324 amino acids)
Source: RefSeq, a predicted model, not a curated record
AUGGCCGAGGCCAAUCUUACUGCUCGCCAGGACUUUGCGCCUUCGUGUCCGGCGGGAGGCACCUGGUGGGCGUGUGGAUAUGGGACAUACUUUGUCGGUUGCUGUGCAAGAGACCCGUGUGAGAUUACCUGUGCCCAGCGCAAUCUCUACCCCGGCGCCUUUAAACCGAGUGCAUACGGCACAUUUCCCGAUGCAACGUGUGGGACUGGAAGCAAGUUUUGGACUUGUACUGCUGGAGGAACCUUUUGGGGCUGCUGCAAAACAAACGCAUGCGCCCAGUCUGGCUGUCCCGACGGUGACCUCGAACCCGCAAUCCUAAAUCGUGACGACCAACGCAGUGCAUAUCAUGCCACCGGCGCCUCAACCAGCUCCUCGACUCCAACCAACUCCAUCGCCCCCUCUCCAGCAACGCACUCAAAACAUCCAGACAACGGAGUACCAGUAGCAGCCAUAGCCGGUGGCGCAGCCGGCGGGGCCUUUGCUCUCGCAUCCAUCGUCGGCCUCAUGAUCUGGUGUCUUUGUAUCCGGCGUAGAAACAAAGCUAAACGCGCCGAUCAUGACGAAACGAGUCAAGCUGGGUUUCCAGGCACCCAUGUGCGCAACAAGAGUGCAGACGACGCAUACUUCUCCGCCACACCUCAAAACGGUACUUAUACUGCAGCACACCACUUCGCACCAGCACCAGCACCGCCUCAGGAACUAGCGCCUACAAGUCCCUCAACGACACCCAAAACACCCGCGCAGUUCCGCGUGCACAAGAGUAUGUACGGGCAUGUAAGGGGGCCGUCAGAACUGCGGGGGGACGAGGCGGCGAGUGAGUUGGAGACGGGUGUGGGUCGUGGUCAUGCUAAGAAGGGGGAAAAGAGGGGGCAAGUACAAAUGGAGAUGGAGAUGCAGGAGGUCAAGCGUAAGCAGGAGCAAGAGGCAUCAUCAUUGUCAUCAGGAGUCUGGAGAGAAGCAGAGGCAGACGGAUAG